GUCCACUGUGGGAAGGAGGAGUCAAAAAAGCACUGACCUUGGCGGAGGAAGCUCGGGGGAGGGAGGAAAGAAUUUGCAUAGUGUGAACGGCUGCAGAGAGUUCAGCAGCUCUUGCUUUUGUCAACAGACAGACAACUAUUACAGCACUGCAGCGGGAUCCCUCAUAUGUGAACUGGUGGGCGUGUGACAUCACCACCCCCCUCCUCUCCUUGCCUCUAUGCACUCUUUGGCUGUGAACAAUCAGCACACUGGGCCAUCUAGUCACAUGUUUAUCACCCCCCACGCCUCCGCCCCUCGUUUGGUAACCACGACAACGAGCACUGGUCCAGGCAGCAUCUUGCGGUGGUGACAAGAGGAAGGAAGACGGAGGAAGAGAUCAAAUGGAAAGGGGAAAGGGAGGAAAAUAGAAAAAGGAUCAAAUCCAAACCGGAAUAAUUUUUGGGCUACUCCUCAGAACAAAUGAGAUCACCUGAGGCAGGGAGUUAGAACCUUCCACUGGAGAGAGAAACUGACAACGUCAUACAAGGCUGUGGUUGGACCCAGAGACCCCUGUGACGGGUUGAAGGGCCCUAUCAGCCUUGUGUGAGUCUGGACCAUGGGAGAUGGAGGUGUCAGUGCAACCGGAGCAGAAGGGGUCAACCAUUCCCAUAUUCUGUUUGACAAAUUUGUCCAGGCAACCACAUGCAAAGGCACACUCAAGGCCUUCCAGGAGCUGUGUGACCACCUGGAAGUCAAGCCCAUAGAGUACAGGGUCUUUUACCACAGGCUCAAAUCUAAACUCAACUACUGGAAGGCUAAAGCACUUUGGGCCAAGUUAGACAAGAGGGCCAGCCAAAAGGAGUAUAAGAAAGGCCGUGCCUGUACCAACUCAAAGUGUCUGAUCAUUGGGGCCGGACCAUGUGGCUUACGAACAGCCAUCGAGCUUGCCUUUCUGGGCGCCAAAGUAGUGCUGUUGGAGAAGAGGGAUGCCUUCUCCAGGAACAACGUGCUGCACCUCUGGCCCUUCACUAUUCAGGACCUCAGGGGCCUUGGGGCCAAGAAGUUCUACGGAAAGUUCUGUGCCGGUGCCAUUGAUCAUAUUAGUAUUCGUCAACUUCAGCUCAUGCUGCUCAAAGUGGCUCUCCUCCUGGGCAUUGAAAUCCAUGUCAACGUAGAGUUCAAAGGGCUUAUUGAACCUCCUGAGGACCAGGAGAGUGAAAGGAUAGGCUGGAGGGCCGAGGUCCAUCCCAGGACACACCCUGUCAAUGAGUUAGAGUUUGACGUAAUCAUUGGAGCUGAUGGCAGAAGAAACACGCUGCCAGGGUUUCGACGUAAGGAGUUUCGUGGCAAGCUUGCAAUCGCUAUCACGGCAAACUUCAUCAACAGGAACACGACAGCGGAGGCUAAGGUUGAAGAAAUCAGUGGAGUGGCGUUUAUCUUUAAUCAAAAGUUCUUUCAAGACCUCAGAGAAGCGACAGGUAUUGACCUGGAAAACAUUGUCUACUACAAGGAUGACACGCACUACUUUGUGAUGACUGCCAAAAAACAAAGCCUGUUGGAGAAAGGAGUUAUUCUGCAUGACUAUGCAGACACAGAGCUGCUGCUUUCCAGAGCAAAUGUGGAUCAGGUUGCCCUCUUGUCUUACGCCCGUGAGGCGGCAGAUUUCUCAACCAACCACCAGCUGCCCACACUAGAUUUUGCCAUCAACCACUACGGCCAGCCUGAUGUCGCCAUGUUUGACUUCACGUGCAUGUACGCAUCAGAGAGCGCCGCCAUGGUGCGCCAGCGCAAUGGCCACAAACUGCUGGUGGCAUUAGUGGGAGACAGCCUGUUGGAACCCUUUUGGCCCAUGGGUACUGGCAUUGCCCGGGGUUUCCUGGCAGCUAUGGACUCAGGCUGGAUGGUGAAGAGCUGGGCUCAGGGAAAACAGCCGUUAGAAGUUCUGUCUGAGAGGGAGAGUAUUUAUCGUCUACUGCCCCAGACCACGCCAGAAAAUGUCAGCAAGAACUUCAGUCACUACAGCGUGGAUCCCACUACACGUUACCCCAAUAUUAGCCUUAACUUCCUUAAGCCCAGCCAGGUACGGCACCUCAUAGAUACAGGAGAGUCGACAGAGAUGCGCAUUGAAAUAGAGAAUGUGAUCAACUCUUCAACGCCAAAGUUGACCAGGAAUGACAAUUGCCUGCUUGACAAGCAGUUGCAAGAAUCCAUAGCUCGAUCCAGUAAACUUCUCAAUUGGUGCCAGAGACAAACAGAAGGAUAUCGAAAUGUGUGCGUCAAAGACCUCACCAUGUCUUGGAAGAGCGGUUUGGCCCUGUGUGCGCUCAUCCACCGAUACAGGCCAGAUCUCAUUGACUUUGACUGUCUGGAUGAACGAGACCAGGAAAAGAACAACCAGUUGGGUUUUGACGUGGCGGAGCGGGAAUUUGGCAUCUCACCCUGCAUGACUGGAAAAGAGAUGUCUUCUGUGGUAGAGCCCGACAAACUUUCAAUGGUCAUGUACCUCAGCCAGUUCUAUGAGAUGUUCAAGGACACAGUGCCACCUGGAGAUCAUCAAAAUUUGAGUCCAGAGGAGAAGGUUGCUCUUAUGGCAAGCACCAAAUCUCCCAUCUCCUUCCUGAGCAAGCUUGGUCAGAGCAUAGCAAUCUCACGGAAACGUAUUCCCAAGGACAAAAAAGAGAAAGAUGUUGACAGUUUGGGGAAGAGGAGAAAAACCAGCCAGUCUGAAGAGGAGGAAGCAUCCAAGGCUGGCCGUGAGGACAUACAGGCCACUGUUCCUGGUCUCCUGUCAGAGAAGAAGAUGGACUCUGCUUCUGUAGGGAGCAACAAUAAAGUCAAGGUUAUGGCUACCCAGCUGCUUGCCAAGUUUGAGGAAAACGCUCCCGCCCAGGGUUCAGGAUUAAAAAGACAGGGGGACUCAAUGCCCAAUCUGGACUGUAUUUUGCACCUAUCCCCCCCCAAACCGUUUGAGCCAGUGCACCUGGCACCUGUACCAGCUUGGAGAAAGAGACGCACACAGCAGCAGGAGCAGCUGAGCAUUCGCUACAAAGAAAAGAUCAAGUGUCCGACGCUGCCCAACAAAGGGGAGCAGGCCAGAAGUGUUGCCAACGAAGCAGUCAGCUCGGGCUCUCGGAGCUGCCCAAAGAAAACCAUUCUGCUCCUUUCUUCCUCCUCCUCCACUUCUUCGCUCUCUCUCCACACUGAGCAUUUGGGUGUCGGUCUGGAUGAAGAGGAGCUUGAAUACUACGAGAAACCUGUGAAUUACGGGGAGUGGAAGCCUUUGCACCUGAAUGAUCCAGGACCUAUCCAUGUACCUAGUAUACAGGAGAGGGCUGACCGCCUUAGCUCCAAGUUUAAGGGAAAAAAUGACAAGCCACCAAAGCCUAUGAAAAAGCCUUCCCGUUUCUUUUUAGAGCAGUGGCAUUUGUCUUGUGGCAUCACUGAGCAUCCAAGCUCACAACUCCCCUCCUCUGAAUCUUGUAGAAAGAAGCCAACAAAGUCGUUGUGUUCGGCUACCCCAAUGCCCUUAUAUGUGCUUAGUAUUCAGGAGAGGGCCGAGCAACUUGCCUCUCAGUUGGCGGACAAGUCAACUGGACCGAAGCACUAUGUAAGGAUGUACACAGGGGGAGUUAGCUCAUUGGCUGAGCAGAUAGCCAAUCAGCUUCAAUCGCAGGAAGACCCCAAACCAUUACCUGAGAAAAGAGAUUUGGGUUCCCUCAGAAAAGAAUUCCCCGUCAAUAUUGGAGGCAGCGAUGUUUGUUUUUUCUGUCGGAAACGAGUGUACGUGAUGGAGAGACUGAGCGCAGAAGGCAAAUUCUUCCAUCGCAGCUGCUUCAAGUGCGAAUAUUGCGGCACAACACUUCGGCUGUCCUCCUACGCCUUCGACGUGGAGGACGGUAAAUUUUACUGCAAGCCACACUACUGUUACCGUCUGUCUGGCUAUGCUCAAAGAAAGAGACCUGCACCUUCACCUUCGCCAGCUCCAACCACAUCUAAGGAGAACCAGGAACCUCCAACUGUUGCGGUGAUGGUAGAUGCCCCCGGAAGGGCGAUGGCAGUGGCAGGCCCUUCAGCUGAUAUCCGGCCCUCAGUAUCGGAAGCCAAUGGCCUACAGGAGCCAAGCCUAGCUAAACGGCUUCGUGGAACACCCGAGCGAAUUGAGCUGGAGAACUACCGACUGUCCCUGCAGAGGGAGGAGGAGCUGGAGGAGGUGCCAGAAGAGACGCUGGCAGAGCAUAAUCUCAGCAGUGUGCUGGAUAAAGCCACAGAUAUCGACCUGGGCUCCAGUAGCUCAGACUCAGACAUGGAGGAAGAAGACGAUGAACUGGAUGACCAGGAGGAGGCGGAAGCUGAGUUGGAGGAGGAGCAGCAGCAACUUCACAGUCCCUCCGACCUUGGAGGUGUCCCAUGGAAGGAGGCAGUACUGCUACACGCCCAACUUAGAGGUGACCAGUGUGACGUAGAGGAUGAGGCGCUCGCUGAACGAGACGAGGCAGCUCAUGAAGAUGAUGAUGAUGAUGAUGAGUCAAGUGAAGAGGGGGAUUACUGCCCCUGGGACAGGGAGCUCCAGUCAGGCCUUUGGCUGGAGAAGUACCUCACAGAUGAAGAUGAUGUUUGUACUUUUAAAGCCAAAAACUUACAAAUUCAACAAGUCCUGCAGCCUUUGGAUCCUCUUGCCUGUAUGGAGGGAACACAUGAAGUCUCUGAGACAGAUGGGAGUGGCCAACUGGCCUCGGCCUCCCAGGCCAUUGAGUUCACACAGCCCUCCUUUUCAGCCCCUGCCCACACAUCUGCCCGGCACGAAGCAGUGCAAGUCUGGUUGGAGUCAAUGUCUGGAGAACCUUGUGAGGAUGAUGAUCUGGAAGCAGAAGCAGAUAGUCCAGAUAUGGAGCCUGGAACAGAAAUGGACCAAGAUGACAUCCCCUCCGAUGCUGAAGCUGAGGCACGUUUGCACCCAUCCGUGCACAAUGGCCCAAUUCCACUGGAAAACAAAACAUCUCAAAGUGUGGGAUUGACUUUAAAUAUUGGAACAUCCAGCACUGAACCCAUACAGAAAGAAGAUGAUGCCGUCCUAUCGCCAGCCUUAUCUGCAAUAGAACCUGAAAGACAGUUAAUUGAGACAUAUUUUGACUCUGUGGUGAAGUCUCCAGAUACCCGCUUUUUCCAAGAACCAGUGGUUUCUGAGGAACCAAAAGUUGAUUGGACAACACCAUCACCAGCUUCCAAGCGCCCUUCGCCUGUCUUCAACCCUUCCCCUGUUGCUUCUCCAGCUGCUGCCUCUGUGAAGGCUUCUUUCUCCACUCUCAACAAGUCCAAUUCAAAUGUCAGCUCGCUGAUAAAUACAGCUGUCGGAUCCCCUGUAAAGUCGCAGGAUGUCUCACCAAUCUGUUCCCAGCCUACUCCGCUACCAGAGACAUGCCCACCUAAGUCGCCGGUCUACCCUCACCAAUCAAUUUGCCCUCUCACAGGCAACCCACUCUCCCCAAUAUGUUCACAGCCUUUGCUCUGCCAUGAACCUUCCUCACCUGUGGCCUCUGAAUCGCCUGUCAGAACCCAGCCUAUCCCAAAUGUCACAUCAACACCCAUAGCCAGAACUGGCGGAGCCACACCAGAUUAUGAGGAUUCCUCAUCUGAUGAAUCUCUGUCAAAAAAGACCGAUAUUAUUGAGGAAUUUUGGUUAAAGAGUGCUGAGAUACGAAAGAGUCUCGGUCUUUCCCCUUUAGACCGCAGUAGUAAAAUCUUGGAGAAGAGUCUUGUUAAGACUCCAACACAAGACUCCACCUCUGCCAAUACACAGGCUCCAGAUGUGUUAGAGGACCAGAAGCCUGCCUUUACUGGACGCACCGUGAUUCGUAGACUCAACAUCACUCUUGAAGGUCAAUUCAUUACACCCAUUGCUCCUGUGGAGGGUAAAAGUAAUGGCCCUGACACCAAAGAAUUUAGUAGCAGUUCAGGUGUGGGGCUGAACAAUAGUAUGGCAACAAGCCAAACGGCAAAGAGUGACAGCUAUAUCACCUCUGACUCCAUCAUGCUCACCCCACCUUCUAGCCCACCACCGCCUGUGCCUAUUAAUCAGUCCCCUGCGGUACUCAGGCAGCAAAAACACCUGAUCUCUUGGAGCAACGGGACAGAAAAACAUCCAUGCGAGCUGGCCAAAGAACUACCAAAAACAAAGACUCCCGUUCCUACACAGAGAACCCGACUGAGUCUUGUAUCUGCACCCAAACCUGUACCCAGGAAGGUGUCGCCAUCAACAGAUCUAGCAGAGACACCUGUAGUUAUCAUGAGGGAGAAGAAGAAGCCUCGGUCAGAGGAGCUGAGGAAGUCCUUUGUAGAGACAGUAGAAGAAAUUCCAUUUGCUGAUGAUGUGGAGGAAAACUUUGAUGAGCGCACGCCUGAGACCAGCAUGAAUAAGUUUUACAGUCCUCCUACCAGCAACACCAGAUUGGAGAGACCUCCCUUUCACCUGGCCUUAGCAAUAGAAAACGGAAAACCCAUUAUACCUGUGAAUCCAGCCUCCAAGAUGCAGAAGGCCACUCAGUUUUCUCCAGAGGCCAAAGAGAUAGCUCAGGAGAGGAUAAGGGCAAGAGAAAAGUCCAUUAAGAGCCAGGCUCUCAAAGAAGCAAUGGCCAAGCAGCUAGACAAAAUGAAAGCAUCCAACAUAGAAGACGGUGCCUCACCUAAAGUGACCUGGAGUGUCACCCCAGAGGUCACUGGGAAAAGUAAAAAUUCUGCAGUAUCAAAGACAUCAGCUGUAAAAGCUCUUGAAUCAAAAAAGGCAGAGACUCUACCUGAGCGUCUCCUCAGCAGCAACAGGAGUGUGGACAGCUCCGUGGCAUCCUCUGACAGCUCGUCCACAAAUAAGAGCAAGAAACGAAGUUCACUUUUCUCACCUCGCAAAAAUAAAAAAGAGAAAAAGGCAAAGAACGAUGGUACCCGGCUAUCAGGCGCAGAAGAGACGCCACCCAAACACAAGUCUUUGUGGAAGGCUGUCUUCUCAGGGUACAAAAAGGACAAAAAGAAGAAAGAUGACAAAUCAUGUCCCAGCACACCAUCAUCCAGCUCUACCACACAGGACUCUGGGAAGAAGGGAGCAUCCCCUGUUGGAAAGUCUGCAGAUGUUAAGUCACGCAGAAACUUGAGCUUUUCUGAAGAUUCAGACCUGUCAUGUGACGACAUUCUGGAGAGAUCGUCCCAGAAGUCAAAGGCAGACCGACACACGGACAUCUUUGACCUAGUAUCAGGGAUGCACAAGGAAGAGAAACUGGACAAGGAGAUGAGGAGGCAGUUAAAAGAAAGAAAAGGGGUGAAAGAGAGGCCCAAAGAAAGAGAACGGGAAAAAGCGGUUGAUCGUGAAAAGGAAAAAGACAAUGAGGAGUCUGUUUAUGUCCCUCAUGCACUGGCGUUCAAGAGAUCAUAUGCCGCAAAGAAAACGUACACAGAAGAGGAGCUCAAUGCCAAGCUCACACGAAGAGUCCAGAAAGCUGCUCGACGACAAGCAAAGCAGGAAGAACUGAAGAGGUUACACCGGGCCCAGAUUAUUCAAAGGCAGCUGGAGCAGGUGGAGGAGAAGCAAAGGCAGCUGGAGGAGAGAGGCGUGGCUGUGGAAAAGGCACUGCGAGGAGAAGCAGGGAUAUACAAAGGUACUUAUACAUUACCCAAACAGCACAAAAGAAGAUCAGACUAUUGGGGAGAUUCUAAUUACAGUGAAAUCCUGGACUUACAUCUGGGCGGCAUGGGUAAGAAGGACGAUCCUAAACUAAUGCAAGAGUGGUUCAAGCUGGUGCAGGAGAAGAAUGCCCUUGUCCGCUAUGAAUCCGAACUCAUGAUAUUUGCCAGAGAAUUGGAGCUAGAGGACCGUCAGAGCCGACUGCAGCAGGAACUGAGGGAGCGAAUGGCUGUGGAAGACCACCUGAAGAAUGAGAAGGAGCUUGCACAGGAAAAGCAGAUCUUAAAUGAGAUGCUAGAUGUUGUGGAGCAACGUGAUGACCUGGUGGCACUCCUGGAGGAGCAGAGGCUCCGAGAGAAGGAGGAAGACAAGGACCUGGAAGCUGUGAUGCUCUCCAAAGGCUUCAACCUUAAUUGGGUUUAACAAGCGUGAACUAAUUGCCCCAACAGGUCCUAGGUUGAAAUGAGCUGGAGAGUCUCUGCCUGCUUUGAUCAGCAUAGUGCGGUGAACAUGGAAGAAGACAGUUCGUCUGAAUCUGUCACACCCGCAGCAGUGAAUGUGUAAAGAUUCUUAUCAAACACACACGUGCACACACCCUGGCUGCUGCUGAGAUAGGUUGAAGCAGUCUGCAGCGUUUACAUGACCUCAGCCAACAGCCAGUCCGAGGUAAUCACUUUUACGGUUUGUACUGUCACAGUGAGUAGAAAGACAGUACAUUCGCAACUUAUCAUCACAUCCUUGAAGUGCUGGCACCUUUGGAAGCAUGUUUAAAGACUUGUUUGAUCUGGUAUUAUCUAAAGGGAAUACUGCAGUCUGGUCCUGCUGAUGUGAAGAAUUGUGUUCUGUAAAUAAUUUGUGGAGAUGCAGUAACAUUUGACAGCAGAUCAAGAGCCUCCUCCUGUCUUUGGAGAACACAAAGAGGAAUGUUAUCAAGCCUUACUCUGACUGCAGGAAGUCUAUGCUCUUCUGAAGAUCCCCUCUGACGGACUUCUUCUUCCUGAUGAACCAGAGAGACAAUAUAGAUCACUGUUUGUUCCCCCUUAACAUUGUGUUUUGUGGAUCCGCACUAAGAAGCCAUCAGAUAUGGACUUUAAUAUAUUUAUCAUCUUUUAUUAAGCAUUAUUUGCAUUCACACACAAACAUACGAGUGCCCAGUAUGUUAUGUUGCACUUGUGUAAUUACAAUGCAAGGCUACGUGUACGCAAUGUUCCCGGCGGCCAUGGCAGCCCUGUUUCAUGCCACCAGGGAUAGAACAGGAUUGUCGUGAGACAAUGUCAAACGUAACAGGCCGUGAUGGCCCAACCAGAUGUUUACAUUGUCAAAACGUUUGCCACGGUGCGGAUGAGAAACCUCGUUGGCCUUAGUAUAAAGGGGUACUUGGAGGCGAUCAGUAGUGAAAAAGGCAUAUUUAUUCCGGGCAUCUCACACUCACUCCCUAUUAACUCUUCUGAAGCUAAGCCAUGUGGUUAAUUUACCUACAAUGCCUGCUGUGGCAUACCUUUUUGUAAGCUAGUGGUGUGUGUGUGUGUGUGUGUGUGUGUGUGUGUGCGCGCGCGCGCGCCUGCAUGCGUGUGUGAGGGAGAAAGAGCACUCUACCUCUAAGAGCAUGCACACAAGCGCAGUGUGUAUGUGAAUGACAGGCUCUUUUGCAUGUUUUGGUACGAGAUGCAUUAGCGAAUGAGUUGUUAAAAGAAAACUCAUAUCAACUAUGUAUGGAGCGGCCGUAUGAGUCCACCCCUGUGCUGACGUCCGGUAGGGGAGCGCCAUUCCACUGCCGGGGAAACAAACGUGCUCCAAAGCUGCCUUACAUUCACCUUUCAGCCGUAGAAAGCCUUGACAGAAUAUGACAAACAUGAGCAACCGCAUCAGAAAGUGACGAGCUGUGAGGGAAAAUACCGGCUGGUGAACCGCGGGCCGGAACGUAGUGCCACCUCUGAGCCUCCGGGAUUCAGCAACCGCCUGUCUCCCACGGCCCAUCACGGAUACUGUGAUAGCCACUAAGAAAACUUAGCAAGACUUAACGGAAUACAGAGAAAAAUAAUGGCCAACAUCCUAUGCUUCAAACGGGGCUGCAGUGGCUGCUGGGAACAUAGUGUAAAAGUAACCAGUGAAGACUGCUGCCAUAGCGAAUACCUGUUUUAUUUUGUCCCAGCUUACAGGGACACCGAAUACAGACGUAAGCCCAUUUGCCACUUUAUUAGGUACACGAUUGAAGAGUGUAAUAAUUCACCAUCCCUGAAUUGAACUUUUCCCUGCUGUUUAUUGUCCCAGAAAAGCAAUGAAAAGGUACUUUGUCAGUUGUACGAUGUAGUGCACAGUGAAAGUUGUUCUGUGCAUUCAACCUAUCCCUGAGAAGGAUUGGGGAGCGAGGACUGGAGAAAACUCACAUGGACAUGGGGAGAACAUGCAAACUAAAGCCCCACAGUCAACAGGACUACAUAGAAUUUGGCCCUGGUCCAUCACAUUUUUAGAGGGUUAUUUUGAGAGCCUUAUUUAUUUUAAAGCUCAGCAGAGGGCUGAUCUGUCAAAAGGUCACGUCAGCAUAUGUUCCUUUUUAGCACUUUGACUGUUCCCACAAGUAAGAAACUCUGUCAAUUGUAAAGGAUGGUCAUUUUAAAGAUGGUUGAGCUCAAAGAUCAAGUCUGCAUGUUGCUUUUCAGCACUCUGGCAAGUUCAGUUUUCAGCCAGCUUUUAUUUUGGUGAUUGUGUACUCUAAAAGACCCUAUUGAUUCUGCAUACCAUGGGAUGAAAAUUUUAUUCUAGGACAGGGUUACAAGAUAUCAAAACAAUGUAUUUAUUAGUUUUACCUAUCAACAGAUUUUCUCAGUUUUUAAUUCACCUGACAACACAUGACUUUUUUUUUUUUUACGGAAUCAUUGGUCUUUAUAUGGUUUGUUUGCCAGGUGAUUCCUAAUAUAUACCCGAUUUAAUGAAAUUCAAUGGUGUAUGUAAUAUCUUACGUACUGCCUUUCCACCUGCUCUCCCGGACACACAAUAUGUCAACCUUUCUCCUAAUCAUCAUGUCAACCAACUACCAAGCUUUUCCUGUCAUAGUCCCAACAUUCAAAGUCCCCACAUUUGGUUCUAGGUUCUGUGCUUUCCUCUUCUCUUUCUGCCCAAGAACCCGCUUUCCACCACCUCUCCUUCGUCUUCGACCCACAGUGGCUGCAUUUCCACCAGCGCCUCGUAGGUUAACAGCGCCGGUGGCAGACGUUGUUAACCUCUGCCACGAUCGAUUCGGUAUGGAAUUUUUUGGAACGCUCAUUUUUUUGUCAAAGUUUUAAGCCGAAUGCCUGUCCUGACGCAAGCCUCCACAUUUAUCUGAGAUUGGCCUGAAGUUUGCACUGGCUUGUGCCUCCCAUAUGGCUGCAUUAUUAUUAAAAAUAGAUAGAUAGAUGGAUGGAUACACACACACACACAGUGGGUGAAAUACGUAUUUAACACAUCACCAUUUUUCUCACUAAAUGUUUCCAAAGGUGCUAUUGACAUGAAUAUUUUACCAGAUCUUGGGAACAACCCAAGUAAUCCAUACAUAAAAACAAACAUACACACAAACCGACAAACUCAAGGUCGAUAAAAGAAGCCCCACAGAACCUUCAAGAUUUGAAGACUGCUUGUGUGGAGAAAUGGGCCAAAAAUCACACCAGAGUGACUAGUUUCUCCAUAAGGAGGCAUCUUGAAGCUGUCAGUGCAAACAAGCUUUUGUACAAAGUAUUAAAUAACUACCACUUGGCGCGUUCAAUACUUUUUCCCUGUGCUAUUUCACAUUAUUACAACUUAAUUCCUGAUCUUAUUUGUUCUACUUUCUUUGUAUGUAUAGAUUACUAACUUCUGGUGAAUUUUUCAUGUCAAUAGCCCCCCCGGAAAUAAUAUGUUUACUGACAAAAAUUGUGUUAAAGCUGCUGUGUAUCUUGCCCUCCUUUCUCUACUUUUCUCGCGCGGUUCAAACUGAAGACUCUAAAUUGUUUGUAUGGGAGUGUGAAUAAAUGUGAUUGAAAAGUGAUCAGUCCAGGGUUUCCAGUCAGCUGGGAUUGGCGCUGGCUUCCCAGUGACCUUGAAAAAGCUAAAAACUGUACAAAAUUCCUGAAAGGAUGGUUUCAGGGAGGUUGCGUUGUUUUACGUUUGUAUUCUGUAGCUAAUAAAAUGUCGAGGGAAACCACACAAGCGUUUCAUGUGUUCAACAGGGAAGGGCCCCCUCCUCCAUACGAAAUUCAUUGUAUAUCUAAUGUUUACAAACACUUGUCCAUAUCCUGUCUUGUAUUUUGUUUCCGACAAUAGCAUGCAACUGAGGAGAUUCACAAACAUUUCAGAAAGUGGGAGUGUUCAUACAUACAGAUGCCCUUUUCGAUUUUACCAUCCUUUAGGCCUGGGUUUAUGUCUCAGUGGACGUACAGGUUUUUACUUGUUUUUUUUCGGCAAAUCUUUUUUAAGGGUCUCUAAAAAAUUAUUUUAAGUUUAAUUUGAGGUUCUGGAAUAAUGCAAAUGCUGUGAAUAUUUUGCAUCAAAUUGGACCAUGAGGGACAGGUCAUGUAGACUUUUAAACAAACAAAAAAAAUUCACUGUUUUUCGAGCACAUGCAGUACGUGUUAUGUAUGUGCUGUGAGUUGAAACAAAGUUACACAAUUCUUCUGGUUGUAGAUUGAGUGUGAUAAGUGUGACAUGAUUGUAUUGAUAUUUAUUAAUGUGUGAAAACUGUAUUAUAUGUAAAGUAUAAGAAUCCUAAUUUUUAAACCGUUCUGUUGACACAUGACUUAUGUAAAUGUUUUGUGUAGCUAAAAAUGCUUAUGGGUGUUGGAUGUAUGCUGCAAACAGCAAUAAAACAAUGCAGUUGUUCUUUCUAA
Phyllopteryx taeniolatus (common seadragon) is the source of this 12489-nucleotide messenger RNA. RefSeq names its product microtubule associated monooxygenase, calponin and LIM domain containing 3a (gene mical3a). NCBI's taxonomy places the organism in Eukaryota, Metazoa, Chordata, Actinopteri, Syngnathiformes, Syngnathidae. The record is from RefSeq and is a predicted model, not a curated record. The transcript is spliced from 48 exons. Gene Ontology annotation, molecular function: FAD binding; protein binding. Bases 596 to 8071 code for a protein of 2491 amino acids.